UGGCUGUGAAUGAAACUCCGGGCAGAACUUGGACUCAACUCCUGCUGUAACUUCGCCCCGAGUUCUCCCGCAGCCAUGGAGCGGUCCCACCUCGCCGUCCUGCUCCUGCUCGCCCUGGUCCGACCCUCUCUACAGACCAACGAAGUUGUCCUCCUGGACUUUGCCUCAGCCCACGGAGAACUCGGCUGGCUCACCAACCCGUACAACAGCGCGUGGGACAUCCUUCAGAUGGUGUGGAACGACACACUGAUCUAUGCGUACAGUGUGUGUAACGUGGUGGAGGGCGACCAGGAUAACUGGCUGCGGACUAACUGGAUCUACCGCGGGGAGGCCCAGCGCAUCUUCAUCGAGCUCAAGUUCAACGUGCGAGACUGUAACACCUUCCCCGACAUCGCCACCACCUGCAAGGAGACCUUCAACCUCUUCUACGCCGAGUCCGACUUCGACUACGGCACGAUAUUCCGGAAGAACCAGUUCACCAAAAUCGACACCAUCGCCCCGGACGAGAUCACGAGGCAGGAGGAUCUGGACGGUCGGGUGGUGAGGGUGAACAUGGAGGUGCGUUCAGUCGGGUCGCUCAAGAAGAAGGGGUUCUACCUGGCGUUCCAGGACGUGGGGGCGUGCGUGGGCAUCAUGUCCGUGCGGGCCUACUACAAGAAGUGCCCGACCCUGGAGCGCGGCAUGGCGCUCUUCCCCGAGACCACGGCCGGAGCCGACUCCCAGGCGCUGUCCGAAGUCAUCGGCACUUGCCUGGACCACGCGGUGGCCCUUCAGGAGCCCCCGAAGAUGCACUGCAACACCGACGGCAAGUGGCUGGUCCCCGUGGGCCAGUGUGUGUGCAUGGCGGGAUACGAGAUCGUGGGCAGCAAGUGCGCAGAGUGUAAGGAGGGGUUCUUCAAAUCGGAGGCCAGCGACCAGCCUUGCGUCGGAUGCCCAGCCAACACCCAGCUCUCCGCGCCUGGCUCCACCGCCUGUCCCUGCGCGGAGGGGUUCUACCGUGCCGCCAGCGACUCAGCCACCGCCGCCUGCUCCUCUCUGCCCUCGAUGCCCCAGUCCGUCAGUGCCCGCGUCACGGGCUCGACGGUGCUGCUGACGUGGAGCGCGCCGGCGGACACGGGCGGGCGCGGCGACGUGACGUACAGCGUGGCGUGCGAGCGCUGCGGCGGGGAGCGGUGCCGGCCCUGCGAGUCUCACGUGCGGUUCAGCCGCCAUUCGCCGAUGCCGGGCACGUCGGUCAGCGUGCUGGAGCUCAGCCCCUACACCAACUACACCUUCACCGUGGAGGCCCGCAACGGCGUGUCCAACCAGAGCCCGCUCCGCAGCGUGGCUUCCACCAUCGCCUACGUCAACGAGACCGAACCACCGAAGGUCACAUCGAUCAUCAUGGAGAAACAGGACAAGUCCAGCCUCACCCUGUCCUGGACAGUCCCCGGGCGACAGAUGCGGAGCGUGACCGGCUACAAGCUCAUGUACAGCAAGAAGGUGGAUCAGCAGACCUACACCGUGCUCCAGUCCAGCAGUAACUCGGUCAUGGUGUCCGACCUCCUCCCCGGCACGGUGUACGUGUUCCGCGUCCAGGCCCUGACGCACGACGGCGCCGGCUUCUACAGCGAGACGCACGAGUUCCACACGCUGGAGGAGAAAGCAGAAACUAAUUGGGUCUCACUCGCCGCGGCGAUAGGAGUCGCUGGAGUUGUGGUUCUUCUGGUCAUUGGUUUCAUCUGCUACAGGAGGAGGAAACGCAACUCACGGGCACGUCAGGGGCCUGAAGAUAUUUAUUUCACCAAACACCCCGACCAGUUGAAACCUCUGAAGACCUACGUUGACCCCCACACGUACGAAGACCCCAACCAGGCCGUCCUGAAGUUUGCCGACGAGAUUCUUCCCUCCGCAAUCACCAAACAGAAGGUGAUUGGAGCCGGUGAAUUUGGCGAGGUCUAUAAAGGCACUUUGAAGAAAGGAAGGAAGGAGAUCAGCGUGGCUAUAAAAAUACUGAAGGCCGGCUACACUGAGAGCCAAAGGAUUGACUAUCUGAGUGAAGCAAGCAUCAUGGGGCAGUUCAGUCACCACAAUGUCAUCCAUCUGGAAGGAGUUGUCACCAAAUACAAACCCCUGAUGAUAAUCACGGAAUACAUGGAAAAUGGGGCCUUGGACGCCUAUCUCCGGAGCAACGACGGGGAGUUCUCCUCUCUGCAACUGGUGGGAAUGUUGCGGGGGAUAUCGUCCGGGAUGAAAUACCUCUCCGACAUGAACUACGUGCACAGGGACCUCGCGGCCCGCAACAUUCUGGUCAACAGCCAGCUGGUGUGCAAGGUGUCCGACUUUGGGCUGUCCAGGGUGUUGGAGGACGACACGGAGGGCACCUACACGACCAGCGGAGGGAAGAUCCCGAUACGCUGGACGGCUCCGGAAGCCAUCGCCUAUCGGAAGUUCACCUCGGCUAGUGAUGUGUGGAGCUUCGGGAUUGUCAUGUGGGAGGUGCUGUCCUACGGAGAGAGGCCCUACUGGGAGAUGUCCAACCAUGAGGUGAUGAAGUCGAUAAACGAAGGGUUUCGGCUGCCGGCUCCGAUGGAAUGCCCGUCCGCCAUCUACCAGCUGAUGAUGCAGUGCUGGCAGCAGGAGAGGGCCAAGCGGCCCAAGUUCGGGGACGUGGUCAACAUCCUGGACAAGCUGAUCCGCAGCCCGGAGUCGCUGAAGAGUAUCGCCGACUUUGACCCACGCGUGUCCAUCCGGUUGCCCAGCACCAGCGGGUGCGACGGUAUGAUCUUCCGCACGGUCACGGAGUGGCUGGAGUCGAUCAAGAUGGGACAGUAUUUGGACAACUUCCAGGCAGCGGGGUACAGCACCAUGGAGCACAUUGUACAGCUAACGCCAGAGGACGUGACGGUGGUUGGAGUCCGAUUGCCGGGACACCAGAAGCGGAUUGCCUUCAGCAUCCUGGGGCUGCAGGAGCAGGCCAGCAGCAUGGGUGUGUACACUGUAUGAAGCCUCUCCUGCACCCGGGGAGAGCGGGUGAACCUUGUUCCACGGACUGACUGACGUUACUUGAAUGGAUCGACUGUCCUGCACUUGUGUGUGGCUGGCACUGGACAACGACUUGAUUAUUAAAACCCGUAGAUGGGGUGGGGGGUAGAACGGCCCACUUAGCCGACCCUGCCUUAUUGACUCGACCUGCGAUUCCCCACUGGUGGUGGUGCUCCGUUGUGGCGACGCGACAUGGAAGGGGAGCCGUUCAGAGCCAUCGAUCCGAAGUGGCUGUAUCUCGAAGUGUGCGUGUUUGUGUGUGUGUGUGUGGCAUCUUAUUCUUCUUCCUGCGUAUGGCGUGCACAGCCUAAAGUUGUAAAGGGGCUGUCCCACUUGCGUGCGUUUGGGGCGACCAAACGGAAGCGGAGUUCACGUUAAGUACGCGCGUGACGUCAUUUGCGUCAUGCUUACCGAUCAGCUGGGCAGGAGGCGGGCCGACUGAAUUUGGGCAUCGCACGGCGUCGUCAUCACGCAACGCCAUGCGCUAGACAGGACGCGUAUGACCGC
Leucoraja erinaceus (little skate) is the source of this 3531-nucleotide messenger RNA. It is a transcript of the gene epha2b, whose product is annotated as eph receptor A2 b. NCBI's taxonomy places the organism in Eukaryota, Metazoa, Chordata, Chondrichthyes, Rajiformes, Rajidae. Gene Ontology annotation, cellular component: neuron projection; plasma membrane. The coding region runs from base 10 to 2985 and encodes 991 amino acids. The record is from RefSeq and is a predicted model, not a curated record. The transcript is spliced from 17 exons. Gene Ontology annotation, biological process: cell surface receptor protein tyrosine kinase signaling pathway; axon guidance; protein phosphorylation. Gene Ontology annotation, molecular function: protein binding; transmembrane-ephrin receptor activity; ATP binding.